GCGUAAGAGGCCCCCCGGGCGCGCGGCGAAGGCUCACUGCGCGGCGCGGGGUCUGGGGCCAGGACGCGAUGGCAGCUCAGCGGCUGGGCAAGAGGGUGCUGAGUAAGCUGCAGGCUCCGUCGCGGGCCCGCGGGCCGGGGGGCAGUCCCGGGGGGCUGCAGAAACGACACGCGCGUGUCACGGUUAAGUACGACCGGCGGGAGCUGCAGCGGCGGCUGGACGUGGAGAAGUGGAUAGACGGGCGCUUGGAGGAGCUGUACCGCGGCCAGGAGGCAGAGAUGCCCGAUGAAGUCAACAUCGACGAGUUGUUGGAAUUGGAGAGUGAAGAGGACAGAAGCCAGAAAAUCCAGGGACUCCUGAAAUCGUGCACGAACCCCACAGAGGACUUCGUCCAGGAGCUGCUGGUGAAGUUGCGAGGCCUCCACAAGCAGCCCGGCCUCCGCCAGCCCAGCCCCUCCGGUGACAGAAGCCUGAGCCCCCUCCAAGACCGGGCCCGGACCUUGCCGCCCUGACACGCUCUGGCCGCUGAGGCCCCCCCGCCCCCCUUCCUAGUGCCCUCCUGGGUUGUUUAUAAGUAGUAUUUAAUGGUUCUGUAACAGUAACACUGAGUGCCUGUUUUUCCUCUCCCUGGUCACUCCAGGCU
Molecule: messenger RNA, 643 nt
Organism: Eptesicus fuscus (big brown bat)
Lineage: Eukaryota; Metazoa; Chordata; Mammalia; Chiroptera; Vespertilionidae
Gene: PPP1R14A
Product: protein phosphatase 1 regulatory inhibitor subunit 14A
Exons: 4
Coding region: 69-512 (147 amino acids)
Biological process (GO): regulation of phosphorylation
Cellular component (GO): cytoplasm
Molecular function (GO): protein serine/threonine phosphatase inhibitor activity
Source: RefSeq, a predicted model, not a curated record